UUGCCCCUAGGCUAUGCAUUUUAAAGGUUUAUACCAAAAACUUAAUCAACAUUCUGCUUUUACAGAAGGCUCGUUAAAUCUUUCCGAUGUUGUUUUAACUAUAGCGACAAAAAUCCAUGUGGCAGUAAUAAAAUACAUUUGUUAAGUUUACUGUGUGAUUUAUUUUUUCCAGCGUAAUGCACACAUGUAAAUCUAAAGUACACGUUGAUUUAAAGUAAAUUAAAAUUUAAAUGGUCUACUCAGGACAUGUUAAAAUAUUGAACUCAUGCUGAAGGUGACCAAGUUAUUCUUAGUAAUGUAUGUUAAGUCAUGCUAUUAUGAUAGAAUCAGCAAAUAGCAAGACUUAACAUACAUUACUAAGUCUACAAAAUACAUGUAUUUACUGUUCGCCCCAUGCAUAUUUCGAGCCUUAAUCUCUGUGUGUAGAUAGCAAACACGAAUAUCUAGCUUUGGAUUGCAUUUGGGUCAUUUUGGGGUCAUUCGAAUACAUCUCGAUGUGACUGUUAUUAAAAGUAGAAAAACAACAAACAUGUGGUUUUUCGGCCAAUACAAUGUUUUUGUAUUGACCAAUCUUGAUGAACGUUUGGAUAUAACAAAAUACGAGUUUUAUCGGUUUAAGGUCAUGGUCACUGUUUUCUUAACAUAGAAAAACAGUUUCCGUUUAAUAACUUGAAUUUAGAUGGAGAUAGUAGGCCUACUGGAAUUUUGUGUUUACGGCACUGUGGCAAGCUGUUGCUGAUAAAAGAAAAAUUCCAAGCAGUUCAUGAUGCGGGGGCAUUGAUUAACAUAUCUUCCAGUAUUUCCGAUGUUCAACAAAAGCUUGUAACUGCAAUCGAUGAAACACGUGAAUAUCUUAAGAAACUACAGGAUUCGUAUGAUAUAGCGUGCGUUGAAAUUAAAGCGCUUCGUCAGAAAAUCAACGACAUACUAGAUGAAUUGGAACGAAAUACAAUACGGGACUUGGACACUUUGCUGCACACACGAAAACAGUCUUUACAAUCUGACACAGACACGUGUUUAAAAGCUAUCAAUAGUUUAAAGAAAAUCGGUGAUGCGAUAAAUAAUAUUGAAAAGGGCCAAAAAGACAUCUCAUUUAUAGCGUACCAAAAAGGAUUUGAAAUGAGCUCUGAAGCUGAGAAUCUGUUGAAAGAAUUGGCUGUCAACAAAAGUCCCUCAGUAGCGUUUAACAAAAACCCAUGUAUUGAACACACUCUUUCAGAUCUGUCUACUCUUGGGAGUAUUGAAUGUGUUGAAAAGCAAUCGUACAAAAACGAAAACUUUAUACUCGAAUGUAAGACACAGUUUCUUCAGGAUAUUCGAAUCACAUCUGAUAAAACGAUAGGCGACAUAAGAGGCAUAUGUGAGCUCUCUUGUGGAGACAUUCUAAUUGUAGACAAAAGAAACAAAAGAGUUAAGCUACUCGACAUUCAGUAUAAAGUUGUUGCGCACGCAGACCUUAUUGGCUCUCCAAUGGAUAUGUGUACUAUCAGUCCUACCGAGGUCGCUGUUACAUUUGACGAGAGUAAAACAAACAUGAUCGUGCAGAUCCUCAAUGUCAAGGACAGUCAGAUAUAUACUGGGAGAAAAGUUGAUUUCAAACAUAAAUGUCAUGGCAUUGCUUACUUUAAAAACACGUUGUUUAUCACGUCACUAACUGCCCUGUAUCAGUACACACUGGAUGGACAGCUGGUGAAGAAGAUCUAUGAAGAUCCUUCAAUUGGAGACACAGUAUUCAAGUGUGCAGUAAGUCCCGAUGGAUCACGGCUGUAUGUAACCAAUUUUACGUACGACAGGCUCCUAACCCUGACUAUGGAUGGCACUGUCCUGUCAUCUUUAGAAGACCCUGCACUUGCGGAUCUUAGAGGUGUAAACGUGUCAGAGACGGGACAGCUGCUGGUAUGUGGGCGUCGCUCACACAAAGUCGUCCAGGUGGAUGGUGAGGGAGGAGUGGUGACGCUGGCUUCCAAUAAGGAUGGUCUGAAUAGGCCGGGGUGUGUACACUACAGUGCACGUACUGGCAAGCUGAUUGUUGGACAUGCAAGUGACACAAUUUUGGUGAUCAAUACAAAAUGAAAACCACUGAGAAAUAUCGACCAUGAGGCGUUUUAGUAACAAUUUACGGCGUAAAGAUGCCAUGGUAACGAAACAAAUAUAAGUAUAGAAAUAUUUACGCCAAUAUUUAAAUUGUGAAAACGGAUAUCUGAUUCUUAGUUACGUUCACUUAAGAAGACAUUGCUUUCAAAAACAUAUACUUUUAGGUUUAGAAAAAAAAAAAACACAACGUACAAACAUUGAACAAUGUAUUCAUAAUGUUAGACCUAAACCAUCGUCGGACACCCCCGGUUUAUUCAUUACGUUACUCUCCAUUCCUAGAGAGUGGAGCGUAACCAGCAGCCGUGGGUAUCCGACGAUGGACCUUAACAAAAGGAUGUUUCCCUGUUAUGUAUCCGGAAAUCGGUUAGGAAUGUACAAAGAACUAGUUUAGUUGUUAUAUUUUAUAUCAUCAACAAGUUAUCUCCCAUACAAUGAUCAUUUUAAUAUACAGAAAUCGUCCUUGGAACACUUCGCUCUGAAAUGUACAACGUAAUUAAGCGAAUUUGAUAGAAUGUAGCGAACAUUGCCGAAAAUUCAACCUGGAAUAAAAAGAAAAACUUGUCAAGGGUUGGAUCGAGAAAUUAUGGUCGACCGGGUUAGUGGAAACAACAAUCUGCCCUUCCAUGCGCUUCUCUAUAAUAGAUAUUUAUGCAUUGUGUCAUUUAGUCUUUUUUGGAUAUGCGAAUUUCGGACAUAGACAUUCUAUAUUGUUUAAUCCCUUUACUAUUUUAUUUGUUCGCGCUGGAUGUACAAUAUACAUUUCAAAUAUUUGUUACACAAAUCAGUUUUUUAUUCGUUUUAUUCGGUUAUGCAUGGUAUAUCACCCCAAGUAGAGAUAUGUAUUAAAAUCAUGCAUAUUCCCUCUUUUCAAUCAUGAAUAUAUGUAGAUGUAAUGUUGUUGUUAUCGUUGAUAAAAAAUACUUCGAUGUUA
Dreissena polymorpha is the source of this 3025-nucleotide messenger RNA. RefSeq lists its product as uncharacterized. The record is from RefSeq and is a predicted model, not a curated record. The coding region runs from base 1120 to 2073 and encodes 317 amino acids. NCBI's taxonomy places the organism in Eukaryota, Metazoa, Mollusca, Bivalvia, Myida, Dreissenidae. Gene Ontology annotation, molecular function: zinc ion binding. The transcript has 3 exons.